This is a messenger RNA of Penaeus chinensis, 2309 nucleotides long. RefSeq names its product band 4.1-like protein 4. Gene Ontology annotation, cellular component: cytoskeleton. The record is from RefSeq and is a predicted model, not a curated record. NCBI's taxonomy places the organism in Eukaryota, Metazoa, Arthropoda, Malacostraca, Decapoda, Penaeidae.
ACACCCCUCGUUUUCCUUUGCGUUUUUUUUUUUCCCUUGGAGAUAAAAACCGUCAAGAUGAAGUGUUUCGGAGACAAGACGCGCACUUAUCACUGCAAGGUGGUGCUCCUCGACGAACAGGAGCUGAUUCAGGAGAUUCAGGACACCACCACGGGGCAGGACCUCCUGGACACCGUCUUCAAGCACCUCAACCUCCUCGAGACCGCCUACUUCGGCCUCCGCUACCUCGACCCUACGAACCAGACGCACUGGCUGGACCCCGCCAAGAAAGUGGUGAAACAGCUCAAAGGCACGUCGCCCUUCACGCUGUACUUCAGUGUGAAGUUCUAUGCCGCCGACCCGACCAAGCUGGUGGAGGAAAUCACGAGGUACCAGUUCUUCCUGCAGGUGAAGCAAGACAUCCUGCAGGGUCGUCUUCCCGUCUCGCAGGAGCUGGCGGCGGAACUGGGAUCCUACGCGGUCCAGUCCGAGCUGGGCGACUAUGACCCCCGGCGGCACUCCCCCGGCUACGUCUCCGAGUUCCGCUUCAUGACGACGCAGACGGUGGCCCUGGAAAACAAAAUCGCAGAGCUCCACAAAACCCUCGUGGGUCAGGUGCCGUCGAAGGCCGAGAUGUGCUACCUGGAGAAGGUGAAAUGGCUCGACAUGUACGGCGUGGACCUCCACCCUGUGCUGGGCGAGGACAACAUCGAGUACUUCCUUGGCCUGACGCCCUCGGGGGUCAUCGUGCUGCGGAACAAGGCCAAAGUGGGCAACUAUUUCUGGCCGAGGAUCUCCAAAGUGUACUUCCGGGGACGUUUCUUCAUGCUGAGGGUGCGCGACAAGAAUAACUCCGAGAACACGUACGGCUUCGAGACGCCGAGCAAGGCCGCGUGCAAGCACCUGUGGCAGUGCUGCGUGGAGCACCAUGCCUUCUUCCGCCUGACGCAAGCUUCCGGAAAUUCGCCCGCUGCCAUUUUCUCGCUGGGAUCCAAGUUCAGGUACAGCGGCAGGACGGAGAAGGAGGCGGCGCAGGAGGCCAAGGUAGGCGCAAGGACCCAGCCCGAGUUCACAAGGAUGCCCAGCAGAAGGUAUCAGCGCCGCAUCGUAGAAGGAGCCCAGGAUACUCCGCGAGUGGAGGACGUGGAGAUCAAGCCCGAGACCAGGAACACCGUGCAGCUGCCGACGCCUGUGACCUCGGUGUCCCACAUGUACAGGAGCGCCUCCUUGACGCUGGCUCCUCGCAGCGACUCCCCGCGCAGCACCCGCUCCGCCCCGUACCCCGCCGGCGUGGCUGCGUCAGGAGGCGGCGGCAGCGUCCUCAACAGGUCCUCGCGUGGAGAGUCGCCCCGCUCGGUCCGGUCCGCCGCGCCCGCCGCCGACUCGCACUCCUACAGGGUCUCCCGACGCACCUCCAGCGUCGACAGCCAGUCGUCCGUCGACUCGAGGGGACAUCGCAGGCACCGCAGGAGCCGCGGCAGGUCCUCUGAUGGCGAGAGCGAGGCCAGCAGCAAGUGCUCGUCGCGAGGGCACCGCCGCCACCGCCACCGCCACCAUUCCGACGAUUCCGACCACCACCGCCACCGUCACCGCCGUCGCCGCCACAAGUCCGGCGGAGGCAUGGUCAACGACGCCCAGUGGGUGCAGCCUCAUGCCAGCCAGGCCCAGGUCAGAGGCAACACCGCCACCGUGCGAGACCUGACCCACAAGAGCGGCUACCAGCCCUCUGGCCACGACACCGAGGCCGACUCGCACCACCACCAACACUCCAACAAGAAGCGCCACAGGAAGCACAGGUCACGAUCUAGGUCACCCUCGGAGGCCAAAAACAGCCGGUUGCCAGACGAGCUGCGGCGACACCUCGAGUUCGAGAUGCAAGGGACUCAGGGGCUGACGGAGGCGGAGCUGAAGGAGAUCCCCUACACCAAGGUGGAGACGGCGAAGACGAUCAAGAUCAAGUACACUUCGCCCAAGACCAAGAGGCACAAGAGUCCCAGACGUUCCAAGAGCAAUUCCAGUGACAGGAAGGCCACUCCUCCUGCUGACGGGGAAUCCCCUCCCCCUCCUUAUACUCCUUCGCCAACGACGAAGACAAACACCUUGCCGAAGGUCACAAAGGAGAAUGGCGGCGAUGGAGGGCCUGGCGUCAGGAAUCCGAAGGAGGGAUGGUGAACGGCACGCUCCGCCCCCCUGGACCAAGGUCCGUGCAGGCCCCCACAGUGUCCACCUCCCUGAUCAAGAGCCCCGAGGGCAGCGGCAGCACCCGCGGCCCAACCACGGACUCGCCCAGCCAGCGCCGAGGCCACGCCGACUCCACCAAAACCCUGCGC